AUGUCAUCGAAAUACACGGGAUGCCGGAACACACAAAGCAUAACCAUACAAAUCAGUCGGAAUCACAUCAAUAUGGCCGUCAUGCCACUUAACUUGUCUACUUUCAUUUAUUUCCUUUUCAUUUCGUUCAAUUUCUCUAUCAAUUACUCCCCUCUAUCUAUUCCUCUCCUCUAUCCAUUUCCCCUCUUUAUCUAUUCUUCCCCUCUAUCUAUUCAUACACACUAUCUAUUCAUCCUCUCUCUCUCUAUUACUCCCCACUACCAAUUCCUCUCUAUCUAUUCCUACUCUUUCUCUAUUCUUCCCCUCUAUCUAUACCUCCUCUCUAUCUAUUCCUUCUCUAUUCCUCUGUCCUAUCUAUUCCCCCUCUAUCUAUUCCUCCUCUCUAUCUAUUCCUCCCCUCUAUCCAUUCCUCCUCUCUAUUUGUUCAUCCUUUCUAUCUCUUCCUUUCUCUCUAGCUCCUGUUUAUUCUUCCUCUCUAUUUACUCCUUCUCUCUAUCUAUCCCUUCCCUUUAUCUAUUUAUUCCUCCUCUCUAUUCCUCCUCUCUAUUCCUCUUUUCUAUCUAUUCCCCCUCCUUAUUCCCACUCUCCCUUUUUUCCUCCUCUCUAUUCCUUCUCUAUCUGUUCAACCCCUCUAUCUUUUCUUUUUCUCUAUCUAUUCCUCUCCUUUAUCUAUUCCUCCUCUCUCUCUAUUCCUCCUGCCUAUUUAUUACCCCUCUGUAUUCCUCCUCUCCCUUUAUUUCUCCUCUCUGUCUAUUCCUUCUCUAUCUAUUUAUUCCUUCUCUCUGUUCCUCCUAUUUAUCUAUUCCUCCUCUCCCUUUAUUCCUUUUCUCUAUCUAUCCCUCCUCCCCGUCAAUUCUCCUCCUAUCUUAUUCGCUACUUCCUAUUUUUCGCUUCCGAUUUCCGGCCAUUCUUGCUCUAUAA
Molecule: messenger RNA, 921 nt
Organism: Acanthosepion pharaonis
Lineage: Eukaryota; Metazoa; Mollusca; Cephalopoda; Sepiida; Sepiidae
Source: the annotation of a GenBank genome assembly